UUGGUCACGUGAUCGUCAGACAGGAACAGCUGAACGGCAACAACAAAACCUAUCGGGCUUACAACAAGAUGUCCUGUCUAUAAACAACAACCUAAAUAAUCCCUGACAUCGCUGCUCGGUGGACUGUCGGCUCUUUACACCACCCCGGCAAAGGUUGCGAGAAGUCGACGAGGCGAAGAAAAUCAAAAUGGGGCGUAUCUUCUUGGACCACAUCGGCGGAAGGCGUCUGUUCUCCUGUGCCAACUGUGACACCAUUCUGACUAAUCGCUCCGAGCUCAUUUCUACGCGAUUCACAGGAGCAACGGGGAGAGCUUUCCUCUUCAACAAGGUGGUCAACCUGCAGUACAGCGAGGUCCAGGACCGCGUGAUGCUGACGGGCAGACACAUGGUGAGGGACGUCAGCUGCAAGAACUGCAACAGCAAGUUGGGCUGGAUCUAUGAGUUCGCCACCGAGGACAGCCAGCGCUACAAGGAGGGGCGCGUCAUCCUGGAGAGGGCGCUGGUCCGCGAGAGCGAAGGCUUCGAGGAACACGUUCCCUCCGACAACUCCUGAGCUUUCCCCCACGACCACUUCUAAGCAUUCUGCACCAUCAGCAGACUUAGCGCUCAGUGACGUUUUGCUUCCUAAAUCCCGGUAAGCAGAACCUCCUUCACCUGAGACACAAAACGGGUGGAAUGUCCUAAAUUGUCAUGGAGCACUAUAGAGGACAAUUACUAAAUUGGUUUAAGUUAUAUUUUAUUGACCUUAGCCAUCAUUGGUAUCCUUGUGUUGGGGCAUCACAAAAAAAGCCAAAGAAAAAGUAACUUGACUUUUGAGCCCCACACCCCACUAAAUUUUACAAGUUUAAGCUCUCACUAAAUGUUCUGAACUCCUGUUUGCAUGCAUGAGGCGUCUCCAAAUCACGGAUAUAGCUCAAUUACACACAAGACGCACAACUUGAGUUUUGAGAGAUAUUUGAGGCGCUUCCUUGGUAUUAUUUUUAAUCUCUCGCUGAAUGUUCUGAACUCCUGUUUCCGCACCAGCAUCGCAAAAUAUAAACAUUUCCAGUUCAUGGAUUUAUCUCAGCGUUCCAUAGCUGACGUGGUGAAGUAAAUGAGUUCAAAGUGAGGCAACAGCGCCUCUGCUGAUUAUAAUGAAGUACUGCACUCAAAACAUUGCCUCCUUUUGCUCCAGCUAAUCAACAGGUAUUCCCACAGCUGCCUAGAUUUCUGCCGUUGGCUAACAACUUCAGCACCAACGUCAUUAGCAUUAGUAUAAUAAACAUCGACAUUGUCAUCCAAACAAUGCAAACACAGAAGGAAGGCGCUUUGACGUCACCUUCGAGGAGCGAUAGCAGCGUAGGACAAAAGUAAGCAUGACUGCCAGUGCGGCGCAGUUACACGCCAUUCUUCUCUCUGUUGGUCACCAUGGAGUGCGUGCAUACACGUGACCUGUUAUUUAAGGAGCCCGAGGCCGACGUGAGUCAGGCUAUAAUGGAGCACAUUCUUAGCCCGACUCUUGGUUUUAAGAGCAGAGAGGAAGGAAUGCUCAUUUACUUUUUUGCUGUGACUUAUAAGCAAACAUUUUUUAAUAAAGAUGGCUUAACUGCUUUUUACAUGACAAAGCGCACACUUGGUCACUCCAUGUGUAUUUACUUAGCCCCUUUUUGUGACUCUUCUGAAAAGUUGUAUACAUUUUUUUGAGGGGGGGGGGGACCGUACAUGUUUAUGAGAAAUGGGUCUAUUUUGUGCGGUCUGCCUUUGAUGGUACAGUAAACCUCGGAUAUAUCGGACUCGGAUAUAUCGGAAAUUCGCUCACAACGGACAGAUAAAAAAGAACCGAUUUUUCUGUAAUGCAUUUCCAAUAAAAAUUCAUUGCAUAUAUCGGAUUUUUUAUAACGGAUUUCGCCUAUUUCGGACAAAAUCUCCAGUCCCGUUCCAAUGCAUUUCCAUUAAAUUUCCCUCGCAUAUAUCGGAUGGCCCACCCUCGGGCAUCUCUGUGUGGAGUUUGCAUGUUCUCCCCGUGCAUGCGUGGGUUUUCUCCGGGUACUCCGGUUUCCUCCCACAUUCCAAAAACAUGCUAGGUUAAUUGGCGACUCCAAAUUGUCCAUAGGUAUGAAUGAAUGAAUGUGAGUGUGAAUGGUUGUUUGUCUAUAUGUGCCCUGUGAUUGGCUGGCCACCAGUCUAGGGUGUACCCCGCCUUACGCCCGAAGACAGCUGGGAUAGGCUCCAGCACCCCCCGCGACCCUCGUGAGGAAAAGCGGUAGAAAAUGAAUGAAUGAAUGAAUGAAUAUCGGAUGGCCGCAUCGUUAUGCUAAUCUUGUUGAUGUCACUGGCUAUUGUCUUUCUCCUGGCUCCAGAUUUAGGACAAAUAUAAAAGUGAGUGACGUCAAUAAUACUAGCACAGCAGUGAAUGAGAUCUUAACCUCACUAUUGGAAAUAACGUAGGCCUGACGGGCGUAACAGGGCCUAGCUUAAUUAACUAUUUGUUAUGCUCAGAGUCCAAUAAAGUUACAUUCUCAUGACCUUACGUCUCUUUUCAUUGCCCAGUCCAGGUACAUUGGAAACAUAGUCAAGGAAGUGCCUUUUUAUAACGGAUAAAAUCCGAUUUACGCAUAUACCGGAUAUAAAUCCGAUAUAUGCGUAAAACGGACAUUUUCCGGUACACGCAUAUAACGGAUUUCGCUUAUAUCGGACAAAACCAGUGGGAACAAUUGAAUCCGAUAUAUCCGAGGUUUACUGUAUCAUUUUAUACAAAAUCGUAACUUUUUUGUGUGUUACUUGUGUGUUAAUUUGAAUUAUUUUAUUGACAUGUAGUGCAUUUAUUUGACAGGAGGAAAAAAACGUGUUGACUUGUGUGGCCUAAAAAGAGAUGCAAUUUCAAAAUAAAGACAAUUUUGCUGUGA
Doryrhamphus excisus (bluestripe pipefish) is the source of this 2885-nucleotide messenger RNA. RefSeq names its product protein yippee-like 5. The record is from RefSeq and is a predicted model, not a curated record. NCBI's taxonomy places the organism in Eukaryota, Metazoa, Chordata, Actinopteri, Syngnathiformes, Syngnathidae.